Sphaeroforma arctica JP610 is the source of this 366-nucleotide messenger RNA. RefSeq lists its product as hypothetical. The transcript has a single exon. The record is from RefSeq and is a predicted model, not a curated record. Lineage: Eukaryota; Ichthyosporea; Ichthyophonida. The coding region runs from base 1 to 321 and encodes 106 amino acids.
AUGCCGCGCAAGAGAAGACAUGGGAAGCCAUGCACUUACCGGCAGAUUGCUGCCCAUACCAGACGCUCAGAGGCUCAAACGUCAGCCGACAAUGCAUUGCAAGACACAGCGAAUGUACAAAAAAAGUUAAAGAAACGCGACAUACGCAAUAGUAAGGCGGUGGUCGAGGGAGGCAAGUAUACCGUUGCCUUUAUUCGCAACUUGGACUUUAAUGUCCGCGCAUCUGAACUGGUAUGCCUAGUUUCACCUUGUUUUGAUGUAUCACGAAGCUAUAUAAAUAGCAUGCUGUGGUGUGCACAAUCUGAAAAGCACUUAGAAUAGCCACCGUACUGAUGAUAUAAUAAAUGUAAAAGCAUCUCGUUCCUA